CGCGGAAGUCGCUGCGACUCCCCACGAUAAUGCGCAAGCUGUAAAGUGCAUGGACGACGUACCCACCACAUUCCGCCCCUCCGUCUCCACCCACCAGCCUCCGCUGCCGCCUUUGUUCCCUGCGGCACUUGCUGGUCCCUCCGCCCCUUCAAUGGCUUCCGCGGGAGCCUCGCGCAUCUCCAGCAUGUCGAACAAUACCUAUGUCAUGAGCGGCUCGCCGACCAAGAACAGCAGGCGCAGAACUGCCGAGCCUUACAUGCCCAAGAUAAUCACAACUGUAGGGCAGCGUCCGGCAUGUUUGGUGAAUGCCUCGGUGACGUAUGUUGGAAAUGAUCUGAUCUACGCGUUUGGGGGGUUCGACCAGUACACCGAUGAAGUCUACAACCACGUCCUGAAGCUUAAUCUGGCUGCGCGACAAUGGAGCCUCGUGGAUAACUACGGCGACAUCCCGGGUGUGAGAAUGGGCCACACCUCGUGCUUAUGGCAAGGAGACAAGCUGUUGGUGUAUGGCGGCGAGAACGAACACAGACAGCAUCUGUCCGACGUCGUGAUCUUUGAUAUCAAGACUGCGCACUGGACACAGCCUGAGAUCAAUGGACCCAUACCUCGAGGAAGAGCGAGGCACUCUGCAGUCAUUCAGGAUGACAAACUCUUCAUAUGUGGAGGCAUGAGUGGAAGCGACAAUGGAGUGCUGGACGAUAUAUGCUAUCUUGACCUCAAGACCUGGACUUGGAGCCGAACAUGGCGAUUUGUGCCUAGAUUUGAUCACUCGAGUUGGGUCUGGGGCGGAAAGAUCUGGGUGAGCGGUGGAAUGGGCGAAGAAAUGGAGCGCACAAGUGAGAUCUGGUGGCUUGACUUUCGGGGCUCUCCAGCUUUCGAAGGAGGUCCGAGCUAUGGGACCGGCUCAGAGAGUGGCAGGCCUAUGGAGCGAUAUUCGAGCUACACGUAUGGUGGAACUCCUACACCCGCCCCAGCAAUGACAAGCUAUGCUGCAAAUACUGGCGUGCAGUCGAACUCGGCGACUCAAAUCCAGCGCGCACCUCCCGUCGCUCCAGGAGCUAUCAGCAGUGUCAAGUUCAUCUCUUCCCCGAACUUACCUAUGCAGAACGUCGGCACUCAUUUUCAUGUCUUCAGCUCUGGCUGUAUGCUGGACUUUGUGACACCAGCGACCAAUAUGCCACUCGAGACGUCUCUCUCUGCAUUAGAUCUCGACACGUUGCGAUGGCAGAAAUUAGCCGAUGGCAAGGACCUGUUCAGCCCUCUCUACCGAUGGCAUUAUUGCUGUCUUGAUCCAGACGGCACUCAUGCUUGGCUGCUCGGAUGCCCAAGAGAAGUGCGCAAUGGCGGCAAUGGUGGCGACUCUGAAGAAUAUCUCUCGGAUGUGCUUCCAAUUGACUUGCGCAAAUUCGGUCUGCUCGGAAACAAAUUGAGUCAAGAAGCUCGCCUUGAGCAAAAGAUCCCAACAUCCGACACCAAUGCCUCAUCUCACCUUUCUGCUAUUGGAGCCGACUUGGCGCGUACGUUCAAUCAGCCACCUGAAAGUGGAUCUGGAACCGACUUUACUAUCACGGCUCUACGGGAUGACACAUACGACAUCGAUGGCAUGUCCGAUGACGGCACCAUGUCUGGCAGUGUGGCAGAUUCUGCAGAGGCAAGCAACAAUACAUCACCGCCAAUUCAUGUCCAUCGACUCAUCCUCAGCGCUCGCUGGCCGCAUUUCGCACGACUGUACAAUGCUCAGAUGUCUGAGUUUCACACACGACGGAUGCAUAUACCCGAGCCGUAUCCCGCGGUCAAGGCCUUCCUCUACUACCUCUACACAGAUUCAAUCUCGAGCCCACCUGCAGAAAGUAAUGCUGUAGGUGGCCCGACUCUCGAAGACGUUGCGAACAUGCUCGUGAUGAGCAAUAUUUACGACAUGCCGCGACUUCGACAUCUAUGCGUCAACCGUCUCGUACGAGACUUGGACGUGCAACAUGGCGCACUGAUAUUCGAUAGAGCGAACACUGCGCAAGAAGAUUGGCUCAAGCGAAGAGCAGCGAGCUUCUGCAUGACACACUGGGGCCGAAUCGUGCGGACUGAUGGAUUCAGACGGCUGAAGCGUGCAGCGAUGCUAGAGCUUUGCGAAGGCGUUGAUGCUGAAGGUCGCGUUGUUGGAGGCGACGAGUUGGAAGCUGUCGGAGGUCUUGGAGGCGCUCGGCUGGGCAGUGGAAUGCUGUGGGGUAAUGGUCGCAAACGAGGUCGUUUAGGGAGCACAAGUGGCACUACGGCGGACGGCGAGGAGGAAGGUGACGGUGACGAUGAAGGCAUGGAAAUGAGCUAAUGGAAGGAAGGUUUUCAUCGACGACAAUUUCGAGCGUGGCAGCACGGCGUUUGUUCAAUGAGUUAUGAUAAAGCAUACUGGGCGUUGGAGGAGGAUUCGAGAUAUCCGUGGAGGCACAUUCCUUCGCUAUAUGGCCGGUGAAGUGUAGAUAGCUGUUCAAGCAAUGUUUCUAAGUCUGG
This is a messenger RNA of Pseudocercospora fijiensis CIRAD86, 2502 nucleotides long. RefSeq lists its product as uncharacterized. Gene Ontology annotation, molecular function: protein binding. Lineage: Eukaryota; Fungi; Ascomycota; Dothideomycetes; Mycosphaerellales; Mycosphaerellaceae. The transcript has a single exon. The coding region runs from base 50 to 2323 and encodes 757 amino acids. The record is from RefSeq and is a predicted model, not a curated record.